GCGGAGCUGCGAGGAUGGGAGCGCAUCUGCAGCCGCUGGCCCUGCGGCUCCUGGCGCUCACUUUCCCCUUGGUGGCCAAGGCUUUUCCCGACGAAACCUUGGAGAAAGCCUCCAAAUCCGAGGGAUAUUGCAGCCGGAUCCUGCGAGCCCAAGGCACCAGGAGGGAAGGGUACAAUGAAUUCAGCCUCAGGGUGGAGGGCGACCCAGAAUUUUACAAGCCUGGGAACAGUUACCGGGUGACGCUUUCUGCUGCCACUCCUGCCUACUUCCGAGGGUUCACCUUGAUCGCCCUCAAGGAAGGAAAGGAAGGUGACAAAGAGGAAGACCAUGCAGGAUCUUUCCAGAUCAUAGAUGAAGAGGAAACCCAGUUCAUGAGCAACUGUCCUGUGGCUGUGACUGAGAGCACACCUCGGAGGAGAACACGAAUCCAGGUGUUCUGGACAGCUCCUCCCGCUGGGACAGGCUGUGUGAUCCUGAAAGCCAGUAUUGUGCAGAAGCGCAUCAUUUAUUUUCAAGAUGAGGGCUCCCUCACCAAAAAAAUUUGUGAACAAGAUUCAGCCUCGGAAGGUGUGACUGACAAACCAAUUUUAGACUGUUGUGCCUGUGGUACUGCCAAAUACAGGCUGACUUUUUAUGGAAACUGGUCAGAAAAAACACAUCCCAAAGAUUUUCCACGACGCACCAACCACUGGUCUGCCAUCAUUGGCAGCUCCCACUCCAAGAAUUACAUCCUGUGGGAGUAUGGAGGAUAUGCCAGCGAAGGAGUCAAACAAGUGGCAGAGCUGGGGUCCCCAGUGAAGAUGGAAGAAGAAAUUCGGCAGCAGAGCGAUGAGGUUCUGACAGUGAUCAAGGCCAAGGCACAGUGGCCAGCCUGGCAACCUCUGAAUGUGAGAGCUGCUCCCUCUGCUGAGUUUUCCGUGGAUCGCCACCGACACCUGAUGUCCUUCCUCACCAUGCUGGGCCCCAGCCCCGACUGGAACGUGGGGCUCUCUGCCGAGGAUCUCUGCACCAAGGACUGCGGCUGGGUCCAGAAAGUGGUGCAGGAUUUGAUCCCCUGGGAUGCUGGCACCGACAGCGGAGUCACAUAUGAGUCUCCUAACAAACCUACAGUACCUCAGGAGAAGAUCAGACCUCUUACAAGCUUGGAUCACCCUCAAAGCCCAUUUUAUGAUCCAGAAGGAGGAUCUAUCAAGCUGGUGGCCAGAGUUGUCAUUGAGAGAAUUGCUCGAAAGGGGGAGCAGUGCAAUAUCGUUCCUGACAACAUAGAUGAUAUUGUGGCAGAUCUAGCACCAGAGGAAAAAGAAGAAGAUGACACCCCUGAGACCUGCAUAUACUCAAACUGGUCGCCAUGGUCAGCCUGCAGCUCCUCUACCUGUGAAAAGGGCAAGAGGAUGAGGCAGAGAAUGCUGAAAGCUCAGCUGGACCUCAGUGUGCCCUGCCCUGACACCCAGGACUUCCAGCCCUGCAUGGGUCCGGGCUGCAGUGAUGAAGAUGGUUCCACCUGCAUGAUGUCUGACUGGAUUACGUGGUCCCCCUGCAGCGUCUCCUGCGGGAUGGGAACGAGAUCCAGGGAGAGAUACGUGAAGCAGUUCCCCGAGGAUGGCUCCAUGUGCAAAGUGCCUACUGAAGAGACUGAGAAGUGUAUUGUAAAUGAGGAAUGCUCUCCCAGCAGCUGCCUCGUCACUGAAUGGGGCGAGUGGGACGAGUGCAGCGCCAGCUGCGGCACGGGCAUGAAGAGGAGGCACAGGAUGAUCAAGAUGACUCCAGCUGAUGGAUCCAUGUGCAAGGCAGAGACCACUGAGGCAGAGAAGUGCAUGAUGCCUGAGUGCCAUACCAUCCCCUGCCUGCUCUCUCCCUGGUCUGAGUGGAGUGACUGCAGUGUAACCUGCGGGAAGGGAAUGAGAACCAGGCAGAGGAUGCUGAAAUCUGCUGCUGAGCUGGGAGACUGCAACGAGGAGCUGGAGCAGGCAGAGAAAUGCAUGCUGCCAGAAUGCCCCAUCGACUGCGAGCUGACGGAGUGGUCCCAGUGGUCCGAGUGCAACACCUCCUGUGGCAAGGGCCACAUGAUCAGGACGAGGAUGAUUAAAAUUGAGCCCCAGUUUGGGGGAGCAGCUUGCCCUGAGACCGUGCAGCGUACAAAAUGCAGGGUGAGGAAGUGCCUGAGGGGAGCUGGGAUGGAGAAAAGGCGCUGGAAGGAGGCCCGGGAGAAAAGGAGAAGCGAACAAGCAAAGAAGAAUUUAGAUAGUGAGCAAUAUCCAGUUUGUAGGCUGAAACCAUGGACUGCUUGGACAGAAUGUUCUACACUCUGUGGAGGUGGAAUUCAGGAGCGCUACAUGAUGGUAAAGAAGAGGUCCAAAAGCACUCAAUUUACCAGCUGCAAAGACAAAAAGGAGCUAAGAGCGUGUAAUGUCCAUCCUUGUUAACAAAACACAAGGUUCCAAGUGAUGCACUCGGAGCUAAAUGGAAAGUCAACCUUGGUUUGUUUUUUUUUUUUAAGAACAACAACAACAAAAUAUAAAGUGUAUAUUAGUUUUCAUUUUUUUGCAGUGUGGUUUGCUUUUUAGUCUUGCUGGGGCAAGAAAAAUAUUUUAUAAAUAUUUCCUCACGGAUUUAUGCUGAGAGUAAACCUUUGGUACUCCAGCUAGCCCUUAAUGCAUAAAAAUAGUAAAGUCAUGGUGAGUUACUUAAUUAAAAUACAGACACAUCUGUGGACAUGGAAUAGCCAUGUUGAAAUAUCACUUGUAAAGACAUGGGAUGCAUGCAUAUUAACAAAACUAAGUUCAAGUGACAGAAAGUUUCACCUGUGGGAGGAUUUCUCUCUAGAUUUGAUUUAGAAAAUCCAAAGCAGUGCCUCUGUGAUUACACAACUAUGCCAAGGAGUAAUUUCAGUAAUGCUGGUUCAAUAACAUUAAAGGUGCAUGUUUAUCUUUUUACACUAUUGGCUUGAGCUGAUAGUUAUUAUUGGAAUAAUAACAAAAACAAUCCUAAACACUUUUCUUCACAUGGAUGCUGUGGUCCAUGCAAGAAGAUCCUUUUUUCUUCAAAACAUAAAAAGGAAAUAAUUUUUGCAGCUCGAUAGUGAUGUCUGACAUGAUCACAGUCAAGAAAAACAAACAUGCCAAUGUCAUAAAAUGUGUACAGUCCAUACUGGGUCCAUCCACUGCCUUCCAAAAUGGACACAGAACUGGUACAAAUUGCUGCAGACCAUCUCAACAGCUCUGCCACAGGACGUCUUCCACAUGAGAGACACUAAAAAAUUAGAUCCAGCUUCUCAAGGAUCUUAUUCACAGGUGGAGAGGGAGACAGGUUUAUAAUAAAACAAAAAUGGUAGAGCAAAGGUAAGCCAGGCUCUCAUGCAUCCCUUAAAAUGAAAUGAGCCUCUGAAAGGAAA
This is a messenger RNA of Cyanistes caeruleus (blue tit), 3391 nucleotides long. RefSeq names its product spondin 1 (gene SPON1). NCBI's taxonomy places the organism in Eukaryota, Metazoa, Chordata, Aves, Passeriformes, Paridae. Gene Ontology annotation, cellular component: extracellular matrix. Gene Ontology annotation, biological process: cell adhesion. The record is from RefSeq and is a predicted model, not a curated record.